Messenger RNA from Torulaspora delbrueckii, 1992 nucleotides. It is a transcript of the gene CBK1, whose product is annotated as serine/threonine protein kinase CBK1. The record is from RefSeq and is a predicted model, not a curated record. NCBI's taxonomy places the organism in Eukaryota, Fungi, Ascomycota, Saccharomycetes, Saccharomycetales, Saccharomycetaceae. The transcript has a single exon. Gene Ontology annotation, molecular function: ATP binding; protein serine/threonine kinase activity. Bases 1 to 1992 code for a protein of 663 amino acids. Gene Ontology annotation, biological process: intracellular signal transduction; peptidyl-serine phosphorylation.
AUGUUUGGAAACCCGUAUAAUUCGCCUUCUCGUAAUGGGCAAGGUUAUCAGGCUCCUAAACCACCCGCGAAUUUUAGUAACAAUUACAUGAGACAACAGGGUUCCCAUCCUUCUUUACGCGAUCCUUUGCAGGGAGAAUCAGCUACCGUACCAGGCGGGUUCACAGAUGUUCCUCCUUUAAAUUAUCCUGCUACUCCACCACCUCAUAAUGGUAAUGCCUAUCAGCAAAUGACCCCACCACAGGCCGCAGCUGGUCUCUAUAUGUCCAAUAACAAUUCAUCCAGUCAUUUGCAAUCUGUGCCGCAACCAAUGCCCCAAUUUUCACCCAGUCAAUAUUCUACGGGAUCGGAUUAUAGUCAGAAUAUCAACAGAAGUGGCUCUAGUAGCCCAUUGCAUCAACCACAACAGAUUAUGUCACAGAACAGUCCUGUGAGAGGCGCUAGAAAUCAAUUGCAAUCACCACAGCAUCAGAAUCAACCACCUCUUUUCCCACCGCCAAAGACACAACAAGCAAAUGGCCAAUCGAACUAUAUGUAUUUUGAGAGGAGACCUGAUCUAUUGACGAAUACGACACAAGAUAAAGCUGCCGCAGUUAAAUUGAAAGUAGAGAACUUUUAUCAAUCCUCAGUCAAGUAUGCCAUUGAGAGAAAUCAGAGACGUGUUGAGUUGGAGAGUAGUUUGAGCGUACAGGAUUGGUCCGAAGAGAGAAGGUCUCGUGAACUAACAUCUCUCGGUAGGAAAGAAUCGCAGUUCUUGCGUCUGAGAAGAACCAGGUUAUCGUUAGAAGAUUUCCACACGGUUAAAGUCAUUGGUAAAGGUGCAUUUGGUGAAGUGAGACUAGUGCAAAAGAGAGAUACAGGAAAGAUCUAUGCGAUGAAGACCUUGUUGAAGUCCGAAAUGUACAAGAAGGAUCAAUUAGCGCACGUAAAAGCCGAAAGAGACGUUCUCGCAGGGAGUGAUUCACCAUGGGUUGUUUCGUUGUAUUACUCGUUUCAGGAUACGCAGUACUUGUACUUGAUUAUGGAGUUCUUACCGGGUGGUGAUUUGAUGACAAUGUUGAUAAGAUGGCAACUAUUUACAGAGGAUGUGACGCGUUUUUAUAUGGCAGAAUGUAUCCUUGCUAUCGAGGCGAUCCAUAAGCUUGGGUUCAUUCACAGAGACAUUAAGCCAGAUAAUAUCCUGAUAGACAUUCGCGGUCACAUCAAGCUAUCGGAUUUUGGGUUAUCCACUGGGUUUCACAAGACACACGAUUCGAACUAUUAUAAAAAACUAUUGCAACAAGAAGAAGGAAAAGCGGCUCAAAGUCCCAACCAGGAUAAGAGCAAUCGCCAAACGAUGAUCGUUGAUGCUAUUCACUUAACUAUGUCGAAUCGUCAGCAAAUCCAAACGUGGCGUAAGUCUCGUCGUCUGAUGGCGUAUUCAACAGUGGGAACACCGGACUAUAUCGCACCAGAAAUUUUCCUAUACCAGGGUUAUGGUCAAGAAUGCGAUUGGUGGUCUCUGGGAGCGAUCAUGUACGAGUGUUUAAUCGGUUGGCCACCAUUUUGCUCAGAAACUCCACAAGAAACGUACCGCAAGAUCAUGAAUUUCGAGCAAACGUUACAAUUCCCAGAUGACAUCCACAUCUCGUAUGAAGCAGAAGAUCUGAUACGAAGAUUACUCACACACGCCGACCAACGGUUGGGUAGACAUGGUGGAGCCGACGAGUUAAAGAGCCAUCCAUUCUUCCGCGGUGUCGAUUGGAAUACAAUUCGUCACGUAGAGGCGCCAUAUAUUCCAAAGCUAAGCUCAAUUACAGACACAAGAUUUUUCCCAACAGAUGAGUUGGAGAACGUACCGGAUUCUCCAGCAAUGGCACAGGCUGCUAAACAACGUGAACAAAUGAUCCAACAAGGUGCAAACCCCGGUGGAGCGCCAGCCAAAGAGGACUUACCUUUCAUUGGAUACACUUACUCGCGGUUCGAUUACCUCACACGUAAAAAUGCUUUAUAA